CUGGAGCCUGGGAGCUGCAGGACUCUCUGACACUCACUGGAGCUGCGAUGCUGUGCGGAGCCCCCACCCUGCACUCAGCUGCUCCCUCACCUCCCAGGUGUCUCCUCUAGGAACUCACUCACACUCACCGCCCUCCAGUCAGUGCAGCAGCCGGGGAGAUGAGGGGCAGCGGAUGGACGUGGAAGCAGUCCGGGGCACAAGCUCCCAGGGUGAGAAAAAGGAGGGAGAGGAUACUGCAGCAGGGAGCCUUCAUCUGCACCCUCCUGUUUGUAGUAUGGAGCCUGAACGGAUUCUUGCAAGAAACAGGGUUCUCCCAUGGAGACCAGAGAAUUUCAUCGGAAGUGUGGCGGAAUAGGAGGCUUAUGGCGUCAGAAAAUGGGACCCAGUCAAAAAAUUGCACAGAACCAGCAAUUAAUGAGUUUCCAGAUGAUUUAUUCACUAUUAAAGAACGACAGAGAGGUGCCGUCCUACUUCAUAUAUUCUGUGCGCUGUAUAUGUUCUAUGCAUUGGCUAUCGUUUGCGAUGACUUUUUUGUACCAUCAUUGGAGAAAAUUUGUGAGAAGCUGCAUUUGAGUGAAGAUGUUGCAGGAGCAACUUUCAUGGCGGCCGGGAGCUCGACUCCAGAAUUAUUUGCUUCCGUCAUUGGUGUCUUUAUCACACAUGAUGAUGUGGGAGUUGGAACUAUUGUUGGUUCUGCAGUUUUCAACAUUCUCUGUAUAAUUGGCGUGUGUGGUGUUUUCGCAGGACAGGUGGUGCGUCUGACGUGGUGGUCGCUUUUCAGAGAUUCUAUGUACUACAUACUAUCAAUCUUAGCACUAAUCAUUUUUAUAUAUGAUGAGGUUAUAGAUUGGUGGGAGAGCCUCUGUCUCAUAAUUAUGUAUUUAAUUUACAUUCUUAUCAUGAAAUACAACAUGAAGAUGCAACAUUUAUUUACCAUCAAACGGAAGAAUGUUGGGAAUGGCUGCACGGUUGGCAGUGAGCUGCAGGAUGGUAAUGUGUAUAGUGACUUUGUCUGUGAUGAUCCCUCCGUGCCCCUUUUGUGGAAAGUGAAAGUGAACCAGCAAUAUCCCAGUAGAAACUCUGUAGUGAUGGUGGAUGAAAUAAUUUGCUCAAGUCCUCCCAAGUACCGGUUCCCAGAAGCUGGAUUGCGCAUUAUGAUAACAAACAAAUUUCCGCCGAGGACCAGGCUGCGGAUGGCGAGUAGGCUGAUUAUUAAUGAGAGGCAGCGCCUCCUACAGUCAUCCAAUGGAAUGAGCAUGUUAACUCUGGAUGGGAAACAGGACCUUCUGGAGAAUGGGAUCAUGCAUGUGGACAAAGAUGAUUUCGAAGAAGAAAAUGUAUCAAAUACUCUAGUCCCUUUUUCAGUGCCCAGUGGCUGUGUAAACCAGUUCAAGUGGUGUUUUUCCUGGCCUUUAAUCCUUACCCUAUAUUUAACCGUACCGAACUGUACCAAGCCACGCUGGGAGAACUUCUUCAUGCUCACAUUUCUCUUGUCCACGGUGUGGAUCGCCAUCUUCUCCUACAUCAUGGUUUGGAUGGUAACAGUUAUUGGUUACACACUGGGGAUUCCUGAUGUCAUCAUGGGCAUCACAUUUCUGGCUGCGGGCACUAGUGUUCCUGACUGCAUGGCUAGUUUAAUAGUCGCAAGGCAAGGUCUUGGGGAUAUGGCAGUUUCCAAUACCAUAGGAAGCAAUGUUUUUGACAUUCUUGUCGGCCUUGGUGUACCAUGGGGAUUACAGACAAUGGUUAUUAACUGGGGAUCGAGUGUGAAGAUUAACAGCAAAGGCUUGGUGUAUUCUGUAAUACUGUUGUUGGCAUCGGUGGCCCUUACAGUGGCUGGUAUCCAUUUCAAUAAGUGGCAACUUGACCGGAGGUUUGGUUUCUACGUCCUUGUCCUUUACGCUAUCUUCUUGUGUUUUUCCGUAUUAAUAGAGUUCAAUGUGUUUACUUUUGUCAACUUACCAAUGUGCCGCGAUGACUUUUGAUGUCACCGACCGCAGGUCAAAGUUGAGAAAGCAUCAGUGUUCCCAGUAUUAAUGGGGCACCGGAGAUGUCUUGUCUCCUCUCUCUCUCUCUCUCUGCCGACUUGAUGGAAGCUCCAAAACUUGCUGCACAAUUUGGACAGAUCCACAAGAAUGUAGAGGCGAUUCUAACCCCUCUCAGUACUGAAAGGGCAGGCAACACAUUGACCUUUUCCCUAAAGUUCUCACGGGGUAGCCUACUAUCUUCCAAAGGUGUCUAGGUGUGAACUGGCUGCACUUCUACAAAAACUGUCUCAAUCCGCAAUAGCUUAAGGCAGCCGAAAACGCAGCCUCGUUAUACUGGUUUACAUGAAAUGGAAUAUAAUCUCGGAUUUUGCAACCACAGUGUGGACCUCUAUUUUUGUUCUUCCAAUGUAUGCAUGAACCCCUAUAAAUGCAGAUCUUUGAGACAUUUCAGCAAUGUUUAGAUGGCUUGGGCAUUGUCCGCUUUCUUGAGAUCUACCGAACUAGUAUUAUCAUUCCGAACCUGGAAUGGAGAUCAAUUCACUUUUGAAUAUUUAAUAUAAAAAAAUCUGUUUGUGAAAUGGGAGAACUAUAUCAUCACUCUUUGAAACUGUAUUUUUUCUCCACUUAUGUCUGCAAGCCUCAGAGGAACUGUCCAAUAGACUUGAUACUUUGCAAAAUAAAAAAAAUA
This is a messenger RNA of Pelobates fuscus (common spadefoot toad), 2676 nucleotides long. It is a transcript of the gene SLC24A4, whose product is annotated as solute carrier family 24 member 4. Gene Ontology annotation, molecular function: calcium channel activity; calcium, potassium:sodium antiporter activity. Gene Ontology annotation, cellular component: plasma membrane. The coding region runs from base 159 to 1985 and encodes 608 amino acids. The record is from RefSeq and is a predicted model, not a curated record. Gene Ontology annotation, biological process: sensory perception of smell; calcium ion transmembrane transport; intracellular calcium ion homeostasis. The transcript has 17 exons. Lineage: Eukaryota; Metazoa; Chordata; Amphibia; Anura; Pelobatidae.